This is a messenger RNA of Tetranychus urticae (two-spotted spider mite), 1850 nucleotides long. Its product is annotated as adipokinetic hormone/corazonin-related peptide receptor variant I-like. Gene Ontology annotation, cellular component: plasma membrane. Gene Ontology annotation, molecular function: peptide binding; G protein-coupled receptor activity. Lineage: Eukaryota; Metazoa; Arthropoda; Arachnida; Trombidiformes; Tetranychidae. The record is from RefSeq and is a predicted model, not a curated record. Gene Ontology annotation, biological process: cellular response to hormone stimulus; G protein-coupled receptor signaling pathway.
UUAAUCCCAACAAAGUAACACAAUUUUAUCAUGAAAAUAUUUUCCUUUCAGUUCAGAAUUACUAGUGACAUCUAGUCUCAUGAAUAUCACAUGAAACUUAAACAGAAAAAGUAGGACAAUGUGCGACACUCGAAAGCUGAGCAUGGCUUUUGACACCAGCAAAUGCUCAGUAAUGAAAGCAACAUUUUCUUAUUUCAGACACUUUGCAACUUUCGACUGUUUGCAAAGUGUCAAACAUUGUUACCGUUAAAAAGCAAGAAUCGAGUGAAGAGAAUCGAAAAGUGCCCAAAGAGAAAAAAACAAAAUCUUUUUCUUUCCUUUGUCAAGUAAAGCUCAACUCGAAUCUCGAUACAGAAACGCUGAAAAGAGAAGUCGAAAGGAAAUAAAGUGCAACAAGUAUAAUGAUGUGCAACAAAAAAGUGCAAACAAAGAUGAAUGAAAAGAUUGAUUCGACUUUUCAAAGUUACAUUUACUGCGACAUUUGUUUAUUGAACCGAGCAUCGGAAAACUAUUGAAAACCAAGGAGUAAAAGAGUUCUGAAAGUGACCCUCAAAAGUAGUGGAAAAACUUUUGUGAAAAAACAAAGUGAACAAUUGAGUGCCAUGGGAGGUGAAACUCCACAGGCCAUGAUUGCCGACAAUGGGUCUACCCUGUUGGCCAGCAUCAAUACAUUGAACAUGACCCAAGACUGGCAAGACUUGGUUUCAGUGAAUUUACUUGAAUUGUCUUUCUAUGUUUUCCUGUUUACCAUUGGAGGUUCAGCCAAUGCCUAUGUAGUCUACAACCUGGCUUGGGGUAAACGGUUAACCUCAACUCGCCAUGAAAAACUGUUGCUCAACCUGGCCAUAGCUGAUGCCAUUGUGACCCUUGUAAUGACACCCACCGAGAUUGCAUGGAGAAUCACGGCUUCUUGGAAGGCGGGUAACUUGAUGUGUAAAUUGUUCCAAUUUUAUCGCCUCUUUGGCAUUUACCUUUCCUCAAUGGUACUCAUUUGUAUAUCGAUUGAUAGACUGCUCGCCGUUUAUUCACCCUUCAAGUAUCAAACUUACGAUAUUUUUGUUAAAAAACUGCUCAUCGUUGCUUGGCUAUUGAGUUUCAUAUUUGCUCUUCCUCAGAUUUUCAUAUUUCAUGUUGAAAGUCCAUCAGAAUUUCCUGGAUUUACUCAAUGUGUUAGCUUUAAAUCUUUUCAAACUGAAACGCAACUUCGAAUGUACAAUAUCUUUUGUUUAUCCAUAAUUUACUUUGUGCCUUUACUCUGCAUCUCACUGUGUUAUACAUUCAUUUGUGUCAAGAUAAGACGGAAAAUGGUUCGAAGAUUUUUAACCGUGUUUCGGAAUGGAGAUUUGACUACAGUUGUUAAUCCUGAAGUUCAACAUUCAGAGACGAUUGGCUUUACGAGUAACCAACUGCAAUCAGCUCAAAAUUGUCACUCUCCUCAUCCGCACAGUAAUGCAAAUGGUUGUGACUUAACCACUGAGGGUGCAACACUGACUCGGCCAUCAUCAUCAUCAGCCCCAGUAGCGCCUGUAACAACUCCAAGUAGAGGUUCAUUGAGAUGCAUAGUGUUGCCCGUUUCAUCGGCCAGUCGUCAGCGACAAAAGAUUGGAAGUAAAAUUGUUAAAGAUACUGUUAUUAUAAUAGCUGCAUUUAUCGUCUGUUGGACACCUUACGCCACAAUCCAUCUUUGGUACCAAAUUGACUGGUCAUCGGCAUUCCAAGUGGACAAGAGUUUGCAAGGAGUGCUUUUCUUGUUUGCCAUUUCAAAUUCAUGUGUAAAUCCAUACAUUUACGGUAAAAUAUUUGAUCCAACUUGCUUACUCAAACAAUAAAAGUGCAAAACUUAAAAAUAA